Molecule: messenger RNA, 1098 nt
Organism: Panicum virgatum (switchgrass)
Lineage: Eukaryota; Viridiplantae; Streptophyta; Magnoliopsida; Poales; Poaceae
Product: 21 kDa protein-like
Exons: 1
Coding region: 149-775 (208 amino acids)
Biological process (GO): negative regulation of catalytic activity
Molecular function (GO): enzyme inhibitor activity
Source: RefSeq, a predicted model, not a curated record
GCUGCUUCCAAAAGCCAAUCAAUCAUACAAGUCGAAGUAGAACUAACCAACCAAGGCAAGAGGCAGCUAGCACUCUCCACUGUGUGAGACUCCGUAAGGCCACCGGCUUGCGCUCCUGCUCUGCACCCUCCGCACCAGCUCCGCAAUCAUGCCUCGCCCGGCCCUCCUCCAGGGACUCCUGGUCGCCGCCGCGGUCCUGGCCAUGGCGGCCGCGUCGCCGGCGAACAGCGAGGCCGCGGCGAGCGACUUCAUCCGCAAGUCGUGCCGCGACACGCAGUACCCGUCGGUGUGCGUGCAGAGCCUGGCGUCGUACGGCGGGUCCCCGCCGCCGCGGAGCCCGCGGGAGCUGGCGCGCGCGGCGCUGUCGGUGAGCGCGGACCGCGCGCGCGCGGCGUCGGCGUACGUGGGGCGGCUGUGCGGCGGCGGCGGCGCGGCGGCGAGGAAGGGCGCGCGGAAGGGCACGGCGGGCGCGGUGCGCGACUGCCUGGAGAACCUGGCGGACAGCGUGGGGCACCUCCGCGACGCGGCGCAGGAGAUGGGCGGCGCCGGGAUGGGGGGGCGCGCGGGGUCGGCGGCGUUCAAGUGGCACCUGAGCAACGUGCGGACCUGGUGCAGCGCGGCGCUCACCGACGAGAACACCUGCCUGGACGGGCUCGCCGGCCGCGGCGUGGACGCCAAGACGCGCGCCGCCAUCCGCGGCAGGGUCGUCGAGGUCGCGCAGGUCACCAGCAACGCGCUCGCCCUCGUCAACAAGGUCGGGCCUGCAGGGUACUAGCCCAGGCCCAGGCCCUGGCCCUGGCUGCAGCAAGCAUACAAGGUCUUGGCUCCACGAUGUUCACCUCACCUCACCUGAUGGAUGCUGUGUGUUGUGCGUCGCUUAACUAGUUCAGUUCCCCUGCGUUCCCCACCUAUGCUAUGUUAUGCUUGUGUAAGAUACUAAGAUAUAAGUAUAUAGUUAAGGGCGCAAGAUAAAACUUAAUUUGGUGACCAGAACCACUAGUAUGUAUGCUAAGAUCGAUACAGUAUAUUGUUCCUCCCCGUGACAAAUAAGCAAGUGUCAUGGACCUCCGAAACCUAAAUUCAAUUGGUAAAUUCUCA